AUAAACACCCCACUAAUCCACCAUCUUCAUAGCUAAUCACUCUCUCUUUAGUUCCUACUUAGCUUUCUUGAGCUAUUGAUUGAGGAAAUGGGUUUGACGCAUACUCAUCUGCUUAUAUUUUUACUCAUUGUUUGUGCAUCCGUAUUUAGAGAUGGAGUUUCUGCGACCGGUGUAAGCUCUAGUUCUUGUACAAGUACUCCUCGGUCUCCUAGAAGGAUUACUGUUGGUGGCUCUGCACGUUGGACCUUUGGCUUUAACUACUCCACUUGGGCUUUUAAUAGGAAUCCCUUCUACGUCAAUGAUACUCUAGUGUUUAAUUAUGAGCCACCUAGCGAGAAAAAUAUACAUCCACACAGUGUCUACUUGCUGCCCGACUUGGAGAGUUUCGUGAACUGUAACCUAACUAACGGUGUGAAGAUUGCAAAUGAGACACAAGGGACCGGUAAAGGUUUCAGGUUUGUGUUAAAGAAGUGGAAGCCUUACUACUUUUCUUGCGGUGCAAGUGAUGGCUACCAUUGUCGUUUCGGUGGGAUGAAGUUCUUUGUGCUGCCACUUCGCCGUCGGAACUACUGAUCAGAGAACAGUACGCCAGGGAAGAUGCAUUGCAGCUUAUAGGGCAUUAUUCCAUGUUUGUCCUGAAUUUGUUGCUUUUUUUAAGAGAAAAGCAAGAAUAAUUUAUCAAAAAUAAAAGCAGUACUGGCGGAAGCUAAACUUUUUUUAUUA
Molecule: messenger RNA, 723 nt
Organism: Manihot esculenta (cassava)
Lineage: Eukaryota; Viridiplantae; Streptophyta; Magnoliopsida; Malpighiales; Euphorbiaceae
Product: mavicyanin
Exons: 2
Coding region: 88-573 (161 amino acids)
Molecular function (GO): electron transfer activity
Source: RefSeq, a predicted model, not a curated record